Messenger RNA from Zeugodacus cucurbitae (melon fly), 633 nucleotides. Its product is annotated as polyisoprenoid diphosphate/phosphate phosphohydrolase PLPP6. Bases 1 to 633 code for a protein of 210 amino acids. Gene Ontology annotation, molecular function: sphingosine-1-phosphate phosphatase activity. NCBI's taxonomy places the organism in Eukaryota, Metazoa, Arthropoda, Insecta, Diptera, Tephritidae. The record is from RefSeq and is a predicted model, not a curated record. The transcript has 2 exons.
AUGAUCAUUGCUGGCACAAAGGAGCGUUCCGGCAUACUUGGCGAAGUCUUAAAACAAGAUGUGUUAUGGACAAAAAAGCUUGUCACAUUCGUAUUCCAAUAUAUACCAUUCACCAAAUUACGGCUACAUUGCAAAUGUUUGGAGAUAUCAUGCAACGGUAUUGCCUGGUUGGCUGGCUGGUUAGCCUUCAUUUGGAUAGCGGAUAGCAAAUCACUUUAUCAAAUGCAGCUAAAUCUGCUUUUUGGUUUAAUAUUAGAUAUUAUCAUAAUAGCUGUGUUGAAGGCAAUCUUUCGACGAAGACGACCAGCAGUGUGUUCGGAUAUGCUCACAUUAGGGCCGGAUAAAUUCAGUUUUCCUUCAGGCCAUGCGUCCAGAUCGGCAUUUAUACUCAUGUUUUUCACCAUGCUAAAUCCAGUUUCAGAGUUAUUAUGGAUGCCCAUACUAUCGUGGACACUCAGUGUGUGUUUGUCCAGAGUUUUACUCAGUCGUCAUUAUAUAUUGGAUGUACUUGGCGGUAUGGGUGUUGGUGUUGUAGAAGCGCUACUGGUUGGUCUAUUAUGGAUUGGUGAAAAUGCUGCCUCAAGUAUUAUUAAUUAUGUUACCAAUGAUUAUUUGCCCGGUGGUGAAGAGUAA